GGGCGGCAUAUUUCUGUCUGCUCUACAUCACUUGUAUACAAUUGCCGGGUUUUAACAUCGACUUACAAUCAGGUAUAUACGGUAAUUCACAUCGCUGUGGUUCACCGGACGUAUAUAGACUGACACUAAGAAGAUUUGCAUAAACCUCUUCACAUUUCAGGAAGAUUGGAAGAUCACAUAUACACACAGGCCUGUGUACACAGCGAUUUACGCGUGAACUGUAUUCCUGGAGCCUUGACGUUCACCCAAGGAAGACCGGUUCGUCGGGUUGAGUCAUCUGUCAAUCAAAGGCGGUAGACACCUGAGACGUACGUGCGAUACCCGUGUCCGUGCUAACGAGCUACUUUCUCAGGUAACACAGGGCCAGUAUUUACCGUCACAGAGGUGCCCGUGGGUUUAUACUGGGAUAUCAUCAUGACUAUGGCAGAUUACGAAGACUGUGUUGAGGUAGAAGAGGAAGAAAUCGAGGCGACCGCCAAAGAACGGGUGUUCGACGUUGGGAACAGCGAGGUGGAGUUAGAAGACGUGGACGGGGAGGAAGACGAUUUCACUGGGGACCGGGAGGCGCUGGUCAACUUACUGAUUGAGAUCAACGAAAACCAGCCCGUAGAUCUGGACUUAGGGCAGGGACCCGAGGACGGGGAGGAGGUAGAAGAGGAGGAGAUAGAGCCCGUGUGUAAGGCCCGUGACCCUAGCAACGACCUCAUCUUCUCAGACAGUAUGAGGGACAGGACAGGGCUUAUAGGCGAUGACGAGUGGGAGGCGGUAGAGCCCGGGGGUGAGGACGAUGGGGAAUAAGUGAAGGCACCCCUUCAGGUAACCACAGGUAUUUAACAUUACUCCACAACCUGGGAGACAAUACCACGACCCCAUGACAGAAACCCCAUGUGUAAUCAUGCGGACAUCCACCCCCCACCCUCAUCACGACCUCUCCUACUUUUCCAGCUGCAGCUGUUGAUAGCAUGUAUU
Messenger RNA from Liolophura sinensis, 969 nucleotides. RefSeq lists its product as uncharacterized. NCBI's taxonomy places the organism in Eukaryota, Metazoa, Mollusca, Polyplacophora, Chitonida, Chitonidae. The record is from RefSeq and is a predicted model, not a curated record. The transcript is spliced from 2 exons. The coding region runs from base 415 to 798 and encodes 127 amino acids.